AUGACGGCGCGGGUUUCAGCAGCCUCGGACCUUCCCCGAGCACCGCCCACAGAACCGCGUUCCAUGAGACGCGACAUAACACCUCCAACUUCUAAAAGACCGACAGCUUCUCGGCAGCAUGAUGUGUAUAGACCCUCCCCGUACGCCUCAGGGGAGGAUUUUGGCCGCGGGGGAAGACUUAGCAUUUCAGAUGUCUGGCGGCCAGGUCCUAAUCACUAUGCCGGUGUCGCCAGCCCUGAGCAAGCUUCGGCUGGAUCACCAGAACACGUACGUGGAGAUAGAGCUCGACGUGUGUGGCGAGAAAGUCCUCCGCGACAAACAUUCGACCGUGUACAAGAGCCAUCUCCACCACCACCAGUCCGUGGCGGGUUUGAGAGAGAAGAGGCUGGAUCAAAGUCUCAAGAGCAAGAAAGACUAACAGCUGAGGUGACAACAGCAGUGUUCUGGCGAAUUCUUGAGGCACAACAUGCAGCUCGCUUAUCAAACAAUAUGGGUCAAAGUAGAGUACCUUCAACAUUCGCACCCCGUCUAACGGACGAUGACUUCGACAUGACUAGCUCGUCUGUUGAUCCUGCACUAAGAUCCUUAGGAACAGAAGACCGUCAUUCGCUGGCAACUUGUAAUGUCGACGGGGUCGCGGAUGAACAAAGAGUGCCAUUGAAGGCAGUCGCACUUUCUUUGCAAGAUCCAAAAUUAUUCUUGACGGACUCCGCACUUUCAUCGUCCCUUCAAUUUGACAAAACCAUGAACAGUCCUAACAAGAACAUGGUCGCUGGUGCCUUAAAACGGGCCAAGAUCCCAACUGAAGAUACAGCCUCAAACUCAUCCACCACAGAUUCGAAGACCAAAACGAUCUGUCGAGAAUGCCGCACGCCGGGCAGCUCCCUCACACCUCUCGUCCGAUGUAUCAGAUGUGAGAGAGGAUAUCACCAUAGCUGCGGUAACCCAAAACCUCCCAAAGGUGCUGACGCUGAGGAGUUCGUCUGCGGAAAAUGCCUCAAGAACCAAGGCCGUGGUCCAACUAGUGGAGAUGUAUCUCGAUCUGCUAGCAUCACUGAGAGACCGACUGUCGCUUCUGCAUCUCUCAGAAACACUAUUCUGCCGUCGACGGAUGACCUCAAACCUCCUUCGCGGCCUCCCACACACGAUCAAGAUCAUCCUGCCCCUCAAACGAAGUUGGAGUCCUCGCAGGGCACAUUGUACAAAUCAAUCACUUGUCCUUGGUGGAGAAAGGGCAGAUGCAACCUUUUUGAGGAUCACUGUCUCUUUGCUCACUCUGACACUGGACAUUAUGCUCCCAACGGCAGGAAUCCAGCAAGGGCAUUCACAUGUGCAGAAUGGCGCGAAGGUCGCUGCCAAAAGUCGUCCUUGGACUGUCUCUACUCUCAUAGGGACACUGGGCUACACGUCACCUUCGAGCACCAUGUCGUUCGCAAGCACAUCACCUGUUACUACUGGAAGGUCAAUGGCACAUGUACAAAUUACGAAAAGGAUUGCGUGUACGCUCAUCGAGACACUGGUAUCCUUGCUUGGAAGCCUGCAAAAGAUUCUCGCUCUCCAUUCCGCACCAAUUCACUCAAAAAUUACAUAUGCCCUCGGUUUGAAACCCGGGGAUCCUGUCACUUGUCCCAGAAUGAGUGCCCAUACACUCACAGCAGCUCUGCCAUAUCAUGCCUGCUUUUGACCACUGGCAAUCGUUUCAACGCUCGACAAUCAGAUGUCUCUCCUGUGCUGGACUCGAGAGUACCACAAGCUCUAGUCUCGUCCUCAACUUCUAUCCCAAGAAUGAUGUCGUCUUCAUCAGUUGAUAGAUUGUCAAAACCUACAGACGUACAGAAAAUCGACCAAACCAAUCAGGAUCCUUCUACGAUACAAAUGCCGUCGCCCAUUCUCACUACUGCCGUGGCAGAUAUUCCAAGCCACGACUCGAAAAUCACGGAUACUAUUUCACUACCUAUAGGCCAUCAUCCUCGUGCUGGGCGGCAGAUGGCAAAGCGUGGUGGGCGUAUAAGUCAGCCUCGGAAAGAGAGAAUCAACAGUCUUGAGAAUGCUGUACCUGGAACAUCAGCCCAGAACCAGUCGGAUACGAAUUCACUCGAUAGUGUUGAGCGCAUUUCCAACGUUUCGACUGUAACUGACAUAAAGACAUCUGUUAGAAAAGCGCAAAAAGAGACAAACCCGUCCUCUCGCUUGGUGGGUGACACCACUUUAAGAAGCAUUACUGACAACAGAGUCAAGAAAUGUAGCCAAUGUGGGAAAAUGAUCCUGGGCUUAGCCACUCAGUGCCGCGCAUGCAGCACAAUAGAUGGGAAAGCGGUGCAGGAUUAUGGUUCACGAGCGCCGGGAAGCGUGAGUGACGACAGUGAUGUUGAAAUCACUGGAAGGACAACCGCAGCAGCGAUGAAUUCUGAUAAGAAAUCAGGCAGAGAAAUUGAGUCUGAAGAAUCGUCUCGGCGACUUGUUGCUAAUAUUCUCAAGCGCACUAAUCGAGAUGACCAUUUGUUCAUUUCAGUCAAAAAGCACAAGCCUUCGUAUGCUGCAGAUAUGCUGGCUGAGGCCGAAAGUCGGCUACGAUCUGCUGCUUUGACCAAUAUACCGUCGACGCAAAGUGGAUUGCAUACGAUCUUCGGAAAUAGUCCACAUCAAAUCCCUCCAUUGGUGCCAGUCGUGGAACAUGUGGCAGCAUCGACAUCGCGGGCUUCCUCAUCGCUUCAUAGCUCUCGUGAUAGUUCAAUGGAUGACUAUCGUCAUAUCCACCAAACACAGGCUUUGAAUCAAUCCGCAGAGCUUGCAACCGGAGCAUCGCUAUCAAGGUUAGAGGAGAUCGUCAAGGAUGUUACUUCUCAGGUAAAGCAACGUGAUGCUCAGAAGAGAAUGUUCCAAAAGAUGCCUCCUCCAGCUUUGGGCUCACCGAUCUUGGGCACAAGAGAUGAAAUACAAGAUCCGGAAAUAAUGAACGAGUCAUUCGAGCCCGAUAUUCAACCCGUUCAGUUGACCAAGCAAAAUCACCUUGCUCAACAUGGACACGACCCAAUUGUCAAGAACACUGUGGAGGAUCAAGUGGCUGGUUUAUUCGGCCGCGCGAAAUCCCCAAGUCACUCGGCGGUCAUAUUAGUCCAAGCUCAUCAAGCCGAAACAUCUGGCAAAGCACAAAUCACGUCUGAAACCCUGAGCUCCAGUUGCGAAUCCUGCAGAAAUGCACACAAGAAAUGCGUACAUAAAUCUGGAGAUCAGAUACCUUUUCCCCCAAGCAAGAUACAGCCCGCAGCAUCAAGUGCUCCGCGGGGUAUUUCAGACCAAGCUCAUCAACUCGGCAUCGUUGAGAAGGCAAAGGAGAGAAUAGGAACAAAAGCAACGUCCGAAAGCCUAAGUUACCGCUGCAAGCCUUGCAUAAAUGCACAUAAGAAGUGCUUACAUGCGAAGGGAGGCGCAUUGGAUGUUGAGAAAUGUAUCUUGUUCCUUGAGGUCAAUCCAACACGUCCUCAGACCGGAAAAGUUAGCAUUGACAUGUGGCAAAAGAUUAAUGAGGCAGUACGCCUGGUCAGCAAAGACUCGACUGAGGCCAAUGUUGCAGUUAGUGAGACAGAGAGCAGUGACCUGUCAAUGGGCUUGGACGCUCAGCCACUGGCGGCGCAAAUACCGCCUGUUGAGCGGCCUCCUCCAAAACUGAGACUCAUUGUCAAAGUUCCAUCAAGAAAUGCGUUGCAGAAGGAAUCCUCUUCGAAAAAUCCUUUGAAUCUCAUUGAAACCCCCGUUACUACAAGCGAUCACAUUGCUGCCGAGGGUCCAGCCAGGGCACUUCCUGGUGAUCGUCGAGUCCCGCAGCUACAAACCAGAGCAGUAGCGACACUGGGUGAGAAUAUGAGGCAAACAGCAGAUGAUUCCGAUGACGAUCUACCCCUGGCCUUCACACGAUCAAGACCCCAAGACGACUCGUCCGUUGAGGACUUGCCUCUGGCGGUGACAAGAUCCGGCGAUCGAGUGGAGAGAUAUUACCCGAUGCUCCCACCACCUUCGUCCAGUUCGGAUGACGACUUGCCUUUGGCAGUCACAAGAUCCGGCGAUCGAAUGGAGAGAUAUAAUCGGCUACCCCCACAACCUCCGUCCACUUCAAUUUCGAACACUCUUUCCCUUGAGGCUCCGGAUGUAAGAAACAACAUCAAUGUCCUUAAAAGACCACGGGAUCAAUCAAAAGACUCGGCUCCUACUUUGCCGCUCCCAAUAUCAGGUUCGGUCUCGACGCUCUCUCCUAGUGUGGAUCCAGGACCGGACGUUGUUGUCCCAGGCGCUGUCGCUGGCAAGAUCAACAAAGCUCUUCCUCGUCGACGUCAGCCACAACCACAGCCACAACCGACCAAGACACAACCGCUAUGGACUGAUGAAGACGAACAACGGGCUGUCGACGCCCUUCGAGCACGUGGCGUAGUGAUCGAAUCCGAGUCAGAAGACGACGGAGAGGCUAGCGACUACUACGAUGAAUUAAGCUCUCGCGCAGUGCCUCCACUCAUCACUGACCCACUACACCACAUGCCAGUCUCCCGGAACCCAUUCGACGUAGAUCACUCACUCGACCUCCGCAGCCUCGAAAAUCGCUACAAAGCCCUCGACAUCAGACCACCGUGGAAGCGCAACCGCCCUACCAAGAAAGAACUCAUGAGUGGGAAUGCUCUUCUACUCUACCAGACACGCGAGAACAGGUUAAAGUACGGAGAUCCGCAUAUACAACUCAUUCGCAAAGUUGGUGACGAAGUCCCUGUCACAGCGCUUGUCGAGAUCGACAAAGGCUUCAACAUAGAUUCCAGCUUCGACACGCCUGGAAGUCGAGAACUUAGUGUGCAGCGUGUCUCAACGACAUUUCGAGAGUUCAUGGGCAUGCCCAAGGCGGCGGUGAUUGCGCAGGGCAAGAAUAAAGACGAGUUGGUUUUUCUGGAGAAGAAGCUCGAGGGUGGGGACGGGACUGUCUCGGGGGGCAGGGUCAGAGCGAGGCGGGUCAGAGAUGAUGAGGUUUUCCCUUUCAUUUACAAUUGA
Exophiala bonariae is the source of this 5028-nucleotide messenger RNA. RefSeq lists its product as uncharacterized. The transcript is spliced from 2 exons. Bases 1 to 5028 code for a protein of 1675 amino acids. The record is from RefSeq and is a predicted model, not a curated record. Lineage: Eukaryota; Fungi; Ascomycota; Eurotiomycetes; Chaetothyriales; Herpotrichiellaceae. Gene Ontology annotation, molecular function: metal ion binding.